AUGGACCGGCUUCAGCGUCUAUUUGGCAACCUACCUGGGCUUCCUGGCCAGGGCGGACCUGGUGCCGAUGGUCCUCUGGUCGACACGGCUGAGAAGGUGCACAUUUCGUCGCUGGCUCUGCUCAAGAUGCUCAAGCACGGCCGUGCUGGUGUCCCAAUGGAGGUGAUGGGUCUUAUGCUGGGCGAGUUCGUGGACGACUACACGGUCAACUGCAUCGACGUGUUUGCCAUGCCGCAGAGCGGAACGGGCGUGAGUGUGGAGGCCGUAGACCCAGUGUUCCAGAUGAAGAUGCUGGAGAUGCUCAAGCAGACGGGAAGAGCUGAAAUGGUUGUUGGAUGGUACCACUCGCACCCAGGCUUCGGCUGUUGGCUGUCGGGCGUGGAUAUCAAUACGCAACAAAGUUUCGAGGCUCUGAACCCGCGCGCCGUGGCUGUGGUGGUGGACCCCAUUCAGAGUGUCAAGGGUAAGGUUGUCAUCGACGCCUUCCGCCUCAUCAACCCGCAACUCAUGAUGAUGGGUCAGGAGCCAAGACAAACCACCUCCAACAUUGGCCACUUGAACAAACCAUCGAUCCAGGCGCUGAUCCACGGUCUUAACCGUCACUACUACUCGAUUGCUAUUGACUACCGUAAGAAUGAACUCGAGGAGCAAAUGCUGAUGAAUCUACACAAGAAAACGUGGAGUGACGGCCUCGUGCUCACCAAGUUCGAAGACCACUCGAAGGAGAACGAGGAAACUGUAAAGACCAUGCUGGCGCUUACGGAGCAGUACAACAAGCGAGUUCAGGAGGAGGAAGAGAAAACACCCGAGGAGCUCGAAGUCUUGAAUGUCGGCAAACUGGAUCCCAAGAAGCACCUGGAGAACGACGUGUACGACCUCAUGGCCCUCAACACAGUCCAGUGCCUCGGCGCAAUGCUGGACACUAUUGUGUUUUAG
Phytophthora nicotianae INRA-310 is the source of this 936-nucleotide messenger RNA. Its product is annotated as 26S proteasome non-ATPase regulatory subunit 14. Lineage: Eukaryota; Oomycota; Peronosporomycetes; Peronosporales; Peronosporaceae. Gene Ontology annotation, molecular function: protein binding; metallopeptidase activity; proteasome binding. Bases 1 to 936 code for a protein of 311 amino acids. Gene Ontology annotation, cellular component: proteasome regulatory particle, lid subcomplex. The transcript is spliced from 3 exons. The record is from RefSeq and is a predicted model, not a curated record. Gene Ontology annotation, biological process: proteasome-mediated ubiquitin-dependent protein catabolic process; protein deubiquitination.